UUUUUUUUCCUUCUCUUUUUUUUUUCUCGUUUUAUCUUUGAAUGGCUUCUCGACGAAAACGUAGUGAUAAUGAUCAAGAGGACUUUCCUGAAAGCUCUCAAAGUGCUAUGAAACGAAAACGUGUUAUUAUAAAUGAUGAAGAUGACUUUAAUAGUGACAACAACAACAACAAUAAUGGCAACGACAAUGACUCUAUUCAUCAAGUAGAAAAUAAUACUUUGGCUUUCGAUCCAACUUUAUCUCCUUUACCUGUAGACAACGAUGGAAGGAUCUAUUGUGAAAAUAGUUUUACGCAACUUUGUGACAUAUGACUAUUGUGAAUGUUACCCAGGUCCACAAUUGAAUAUGAUCAUUGGACCUAACGGAACAGGAAAAUCAACUAUUGUAUGUGCUAUAGCUCUUGGUUUAGGUGGUUCUCCUCAACUUUUAGGGCGUGCCAAAAACAUUGCCGAAUUUGUCAAGACUGGUGAAGAAACAGCAAGUAUUCAAAUAGAACUUAAACAAGUUGGACAACACAACGUGGUCAUUCAGCGUCAUAUCAACAAGGCGAACAAUGCUACUAAUUGGAAACUCAAUGGUCGAUCUUCUACUUACAGUGCAGUUAUGGAAAUCAUUGCCAAAUUAAAUAUUCAAGUGGAUAAUUUAUGUCAGUUUCUUCCUCAAGAUAAGGUGGCCGAAUUUGCACAGUUAACUCCUCCUCUUUUGCUUACUCGUACUCAAAUAGCAGUAGGUGGCAAAGAUUUGGUGACAUGGCAUGAAGAGCUAACUAAAAAUCGAAAUCGACAAAGGGAACUGGAACAGUCUCGUGCAUCUGAUUUGGAACACCUCAAAGGUUUGCAAUCAAGGAACCAAAGUCUAGAAAAGGAUAUUGGUCGUAUCAAGGAACGCGAAAAGAUUGAAAAAGAGAUUUCUUUAAUGAAUGCAAAACUACCAUUAGCUAAGUAUUCGGAUGCAAAAAAUGCGUAUGAUCAAGCAAAAGUGGCAGAACAAGAAGCUAAAACAAAAAAAAUUCAACUUGAACGUGACCUAGAACCAGUACAUAAGGCAUUACAGGAAGCCAAAACAAGUAAUGAACGUGAAAUGCGAGAAAAGAACACUUUAGUGGAAGAAACUAGGGAACUUGCGAAACAACUUCAAAAUGCCAUUGAAGCUAUAUCAAAAUCAAAACAAGAAGUUAAUUUGAAAGAAAUUGCCAUUGAUGGAAGACAGAAGCAAGAACAACGACGAGACGAAGAAAUCAAAAAACUUGAAAAUUAUAUUGCUCAAUUGGAAGAAGCUGUUCGUGUGGAGCCUCCAUCUACUGAUCCUGAACUUGAAAAGGAAAUUAAAGACAUCAUAUCGGAAUUGGACAAUGUUGUAAUCGCUAUGAAGGAAGAUGAACCCAACUUUAGAGAUCUAAUGAAACAGAAGAGUGAAAAGGAAAGACAAUUGGCCGGCAAAAAGCAGGAACUCAAUGCAUUGAAUGAUAUUCAACGAGUUCGAUUGGAUACCUUACAACGACAACAUAGUGAUACUUAUAAGGCAUAUAUGUGGUAUAAGGACAACAAAACUCUCUUUAAAGGCAAAAUCCAUGGUCCCAUACAACUUUGUUUGAAUCUCAAGAACAAACAUUAUGCCAAUCAAGUGGAAACAGCGUUGGGUGGUAGAGAUAGUGCACAUCUUAGGACGUUUGUUUGCGAAUAUCGAGAAGAUUACAAACUAUUUAUGGCUGAAAUGGCAGAUAAACAAAAACUUCGUUUGACUGCUGCUUGGCCUGGUGAUAUCAAUAUACCUUCAUUGAUUCAGACUCCAUUUACAGACGCAGAGUUGAAAGCCAAAUUUGGGUUGGAUCACUUUAUUAUCAAUCUAUUGGAUGGGCCUCCAAUUGUACUCGCUUACCUUUGUCAACAAGCACAUAUCAACUCGUUUCCUGUCAGCUUGAACCAAGUCAAAAUCGAAAAUAUUGUCGAACAAAGUCCAUUUCAACGUUUCGCCAUUGGUGGAAAUAUAUACAGAGUGAAGAAGUAUCGUUAUGGUCGUGGUGGAUUCCAAACAACUGUACGAAGUAUUGUACCUGCUAAAAUACUGACGGAUACAGUUGAUAAGGAGGUUUAUGCACAAAAGGUCAACAGUCUUAAUGAGGUACAAACAACACUGGCAGCUAUUGAUGCAGAACUGGAGAUGCUUUCAACCAAAAAACGUGAAGCAAAUCAAAAACAAGCCGAACUCAAGCAUAAAAGGGAAGAUAAAGUAGCUCUUCGAAGAGAUAUUGUCAAUCAACAUCACAUAUGGGAAGGGAAAAAUAGACGAUUACAACGAACUCGACAGGAACUUGCUGAAAAGUCUAGGGAACCUGCACAAUUAGCACAAGAUAUUGAAGAGCUCAAGUUAGCUAUUGACGCUGAAAUCAGGCGGCGUGCUAACCUAGUUAACAAUUACAGACGGAUAUUGAAGACUUAUGUUAGCAAAGUGAUGGAACGCAACGUCAUCUCUCUGAAGUUACUUUCCUCGCAUGGAAAAUAUGAAGCAAUGAAAAACUUUACAAUGGCCCAAAAAGCAUUGAUGAAUGCCGCAGUGGAAGAACAUCAACAAGCUUUGGCUAACGUCAAUAAAAGCAAAGCAACUGCUCGCAAAUACUUUAAUGAUGCCAAUCAAGCUGGUGCUGAUCUAAUAGAUGAACUGAAAACAGAAUUCGAGAAGAUUUGUGAAGAUUGGCGUGUCAAUGGUUUGGAUCAAUCACAAGAAGAUAUUGAAGAUGCUAUCAAUGGAUUACAAGCUCGAAUGGAUACUAUGAAAUUGGUCAAUCCCUUAGCUAUGACCUCUUAUGAAAAAUUAAUGCGGGAGAUCAAAAAAACAGAAAGUAAGAUAGCCACUGAAAAUCAAGAGUUGGAUACCCUCAGUGAAACCAUUAAUGAAUUACGGCAACGAUGGGAAUCACGUUUGAACGAUCUUGUGUCUCGUAUUAGUGAAAAGUUUUCUGAAGCCUUACAACGUAUUGGAUGUGCUGGUGAAGUAGGAAUUGCUCAAGAUGAAGAUUACUCAAAAUGGGGUAUAGAAAUCCGUGUCAAGUUUAGAGAUAACGAAAAGCUUCAAUUAUUGACAGGUCAACGACAAUCCGGUGGUGAACGUGCGGUCUCAACGAUUCUUUAUUUGAUGUCACUUCAAAACCUAGCACGAGCUCCUUUCCGUGUAGUGGAUGAAAUCAAUCAAGGGAUGGAUCCAAGAAAUGAACGAAUGAUUCAUGAACAAAUUGUGAAAAGUGCAAGUGCACCUGGUACUCCUCAAUACUUUUUGAUUACACCCAAAUUAUUACCUGAUUUGUAUUACAAUGACCGGAUGCGUGUGCUAUGUAUUUACAAUGGUGAAUGGCAACCAGAAAAAAUGAAGUCUGCUAGUGAUUAUCUUCGUAAUGCUAAGGAGACGCUGGCCGCUGCUUAGGGUUCAUAUUUCUAUUCUUUGAUCUUUUUUUUUUUUUGUCAAUCUUUUUUCAAUAAAGC
Messenger RNA from Halteromyces radiatus, 3476 nucleotides. RefSeq lists its product as uncharacterized. NCBI's taxonomy places the organism in Eukaryota, Fungi, Mucoromycota, Mucoromycetes, Mucorales, Cunninghamellaceae. The transcript has 23 exons. The record is from RefSeq and is a predicted model, not a curated record. Gene Ontology annotation, molecular function: ATP hydrolysis activity; ATP binding. Gene Ontology annotation, biological process: double-strand break repair via homologous recombination. Gene Ontology annotation, cellular component: Smc5-Smc6 complex. The coding region runs from base 262 to 3417 and encodes 1051 amino acids.